AAUACUUCAACUAGGAUAUUAUACAGGUAUACAUUUGUACAGCGGCUUUCUGUCGUCUUAAACCUAAAUCCGAGAAACAAAAUUAAAGACUGUUGCGCUUGUCGCACUGCAUCUGAAGCCGUUUGUGUCUCGUGUUUGCUAAUAUGAAAAUGCUCUUGCUUUAUUGACCCACACUGCUUCGCUCGCUCCAGUAGCUUGUCGCGGACCGCAGUGGUCUGAAUGACCGUGCCUCCGGUAGCAGCAGAAAUGCAGUCACCAACUCAGCCAGCUGCCUCAGCCUCCAAUGGUGGAGCGGCUGUGGCAGCGCCGGGUGUUGUGCCCUGCGACCAUGUCCUGACGCUCGUGGCGGGCUGUGUGGUGAACCAGCGCGCGUUCGCCAACACGUGCGGCGUGCCGCUGGGCGCGCACAUGGACUUCGUGCCCAGCGCGGCGCUGCGGUUGCCGCAGAUCACCGGCCGCACACCGCCACGCUGCAACGGCUGCUCCGGCUUCAUGAACGUGUACUGCAAGACCAACCUGACCAAGUGGGUAUGGAAGUGCAACCUGUGUGGAGCCGUCAAUGUCCAUAAGGAUCAGCUGGGCCACUCGGCGGACGUGGCGAGCUAUGCUGAGCUGUGCGGUGAGGCGGUGGAGUACGUGCAGCCGCUGCGGAACGGCGCGGCGGGCCCGGCGCACACGCCUCAGGCGGUGCCGCCGCACGUGGUGUUUGCGGUGGACACCACCCUGGAGCCCAGUGACCUGCGGGCUGUGAAGGAGGCGGUGCUGGCGUCCGCCGCGUCGCUGCCACCCGCCACGCUCAUCUCGCUCAUCACCUUUGACGGCGCCGUGGCCCUGCACAACCUGGGUCCGGAGCACCGCGCCAGCUACACACUGCCCGCCGCCUUCGCCGCGCAGCCCGUGCCCGGCGCCGGCGGCGUGGCGGCGGCGCCCUCGGGCGGCGGCGUGGUGCCGGGCGCGGAGCACUCGACGGACCAGCAGGCGGUGAUACAGCAGCUGCUGGACAAGUUCUGCUCCCGCACGGCCGGGUCUGGUGUGGGCCCCGGCGGCAGCGGGCUGCUUGUGGCGCCGGCGGGCGAGGUGGCUGCGCUGCUGCCCAAGGUGCUGGCCACACUGCGCACCGUGCAGGGGGACGUGCCGGUUCGCGUGCGAGCAAGGUGCCUGUGUGCGGCGGUGGAGGCCUCGCUGCGGCUGGUGGCGGCCGCGGCCCACCUGGACCUGGACCUGGGCCGCCACCACCACCUGGCCGCCAGCCGGGUGGUGCUCAUGGCCGCGGGCCCAGCCACACGGGGGCCGGGAGCCGUGCCGCUGAACCUGCUGGACCAGGCUGUGGGCGAGAAGGGCCGGUCGCCCGACAACAAGGCGGUGGCUGCGGCGCUGGACCUGGGUGUGGCGUUGGGCGCCAUGGCCGCAAAGAUAGGCGUGGCGGUGGACAUAUUCACCAGCACCUGCAUCGGCAUCAACGCGCCGCUGCUGACCGCCAUUGCCCACACCAGCGGCGGCGAGCUGAUGCCGCAGGUGCUGCCGCCGCACCACCUGCCCACCCAGCACGCCGCGCACAACCCCAGCCAUGGCGGCGCCAGCCACUCGCACAGCUCCCACGGCGGCCACGGGCACGGGCAUGGGCAUAGCCACCCCACCGGCGUGUCGGCGGCACCUGUGGGCGCCACGGCCGGCGGCUUCGUGCCGGGGCUGCUGUCCCGGCAGCUGCGGGCGGCGCUGGGCCGGCGCUGGGGCGUUGAGGGGCGGCUGGACUGCUACUGCUCUGAGGGGCUGAAGCUGACGCAGUGGAUGGGGCCGCUGGACCCGAUCCGGUCUGACCUGGAAGACAUGGCCGGCACGCCAGCCGUGGCGGUGCCCACCGCGGGUGGGGCUGCGGAGCAGCUGCCGCGGCCCGGCACGGCGCGCGACCCGGGCGCGGGUGUGGGCGGCGCGCCAUGGCGGCUGUCGUCCGCGGCGUGCGGCAUCACCGCCCUGGAGGUCGGACGUGGCGCCUCGCUGCGUCUGGAGGUGACUCGGGACCUGGACGUGCCCUCGCUGCUGCUGCAAGUGGCGCUGCACUACACAGACCUGGAGGCGCAGCAGCGGGUGGUGCGCGUGGUCACACGCAAGAUACAGGUGGUGGAGAGCCGCAGCGAGUUUCUGCGCACCGUCAACCCGACCGCGGCGGCGGCGCUGCUAGGCAAGCGGGCGGUGCUGGACGCCAAGAAGGCGGGAGCAUUCAGGGACUCCCGCAAGGCGGAGGAGGCGCGGCUGGCGGUGGGCGCGCAGCUGAGCCUGGUGGCGGCGCGCUGCGGGCGCGAGGUGAUGACCAGCCGCGGCCUACUGGGCUUUGGCGGCCGCAAGCUGUGGCAAUGGCCGCCCGAGCUCAUGCCGCUGGCCUACGCGCUCUACCACUUCACGCGCGGGCUCAUCCUGGGCGCGCCCGCGCCGCCGCCGCCGGGGACGCACCCCGCCUCCGCGCACGCGCACCUGCACGCGUUGUGGGAUUGCGACACGCGGCUGGUGGGCAUCAACACGCUGCUGUGGUCGGCCUGGGGCGAUGCCUACCGGGCCAUGGCGCCCAAGCUGUAUGCUGUGCUUCCGGCAGCGCCGCCGCCGCCGGCUACGCCGUUCCCGGACGCUGCGGCGGCUCCGCUGCCUUUGCCGCCACCGCAGCUGGCGGCGCUGCCGUGCGUGAGCCUGGCUGCGGUGAUGGCGCGCACGGUGCCGCUGGUGUUGGACGCAGGCACGGCGGUGCUGGUGAGCCCUACGGAGGAGCCGGCGCCGGGCGGCAGCACGGCGCCGGGCGCGGCCACCGGCGCCGCCGCUGGCCUCACGCCGGAGCUGAUCGAGGCCGCGCUGCAGGCGGCCGGCGCCGCCACUGAGGGCGGCGCCGCCAGCAGCAGCGGCCUCAGCCCCAGCCCUGGUCGCUUCCCAAUGCCGUCGGUGGUUCUGACGCCGGGCGCGCAGGCUGGCGGCGGCCAGCUGGCGGCGCGGCUGAUCCCGGUGCACCGCGACCCGUACGACGAGCAGGCGCUGCAGCAGCCACAGCUGCAGCAGCUGGGGCAGGCGGUGGCGGCGCAGCUCAGCAAGCAACUGCUGGAGAGCAGCAAGCAGGCAACGGUUGCGGCCGUGGCGGCGCUGGCGGCGGCUGGCCUGCCGCCGGUGCAGGCGAAGCAGGCGGCGGCGGCAGCAGCCAGCUUUGCGGAGUGGUGCCGGGGCGUUAAUGUGCAGCCAUUCCCGGUGCAGUAGAGCCUUGAGUCGGGUGACGCUGAGCGCUCAUGCAAUUGCAAACACGGCGGUCCAGUGCUGAACAUCACCAACACGAUUGCAUACGGAGCGCCGCAGUACUGCUUGUGUGCAGGGGUGCUUUGUGUGGCCGGUUGGCACAAUGGAGUGCUGUAGUGCUGUCAUGGUCGUCGGGGCUUGGAUCAACGCGUUAAGUGCCUGUUAGACGCGAGGUCCACACGUGGUUUGCAAUGCGUAGGGCUGCUGGGGCUGCACAUCCUGCUGUCAUCAUGAGAUGCCCACGUUGCAGGAGGAGGAUGGAAGAGUUGAUUUCGUGUGACUCGCUUACAAGGGGGAAGCCCUAGAGGGAUUUCUGGAGUGCGGAGGAACGCAGGGACGCGCAGACGUGCCCUUAAUUCACCUCGCACGCAAAGCUUGUACAGACAAUCCGCACGUCCCUACCGCCUGGUGCAAUCGGAUAACAAUGCUGUGUGGUGGGGUACCCUUUGUCCUUGGCGGCCUUGCCAACCCCUGGCGUGACCUUACUUUGGCCCCUGGGGACUACCACUUGCGUACGUCGAGCCCACAUGGCUGCGACCACGAACGCCCCCUGGACCUUGGCUGGACAGCGCGAAACUGCUCAACGGUCCGUAAACUUACACACUCUGGCUACGUAUUCCCUCAUGUCGCGCCGCAACCCAGGAUGGCUGGCAAGGUGGGUGUCGCGUGGGGCUAGGUCUGGUGGAGACCAAGUACGCGAGAUGGACGGUCUGGGGCACUGAUGUGUGCACACUUCCAUC
This is a messenger RNA of Chlamydomonas reinhardtii, 4007 nucleotides long. RefSeq lists its product as uncharacterized. Gene Ontology annotation, molecular function: GTPase activator activity; zinc ion binding. Bases 247 to 3231 code for a protein of 994 amino acids. The transcript has 13 exons. The record is from RefSeq and is a predicted model, not a curated record. Gene Ontology annotation, biological process: endoplasmic reticulum to Golgi vesicle-mediated transport; intracellular protein transport; COPII-coated vesicle cargo loading. NCBI's taxonomy places the organism in Eukaryota, Viridiplantae, Chlorophyta, Chlorophyceae, Chlamydomonadales, Chlamydomonadaceae. Gene Ontology annotation, cellular component: COPII vesicle coat; endoplasmic reticulum exit site.